This is a messenger RNA of Synchiropus splendidus (mandarinfish), 1092 nucleotides long. Its product is annotated as putative protein MSS51 homolog, mitochondrial. The transcript is spliced from 7 exons. Lineage: Eukaryota; Metazoa; Chordata; Actinopteri; Syngnathiformes; Callionymidae. The coding region runs from base 1 to 1092 and encodes 363 amino acids. The record is from RefSeq and is a predicted model, not a curated record.
AUGACAGAGACCCAGAGAGCCCCGUCUGCCACCAAAAACAAGCUCACAGCCUUUCACUCCCAAAAGGAGAUGUUUGAGAAGAUGGAGGAUUCUUUUAAACUCUGUGCUUAUUGUGAGAAGAAGCCAAAUCAGCUUCCAGACCCCAGAAGCCUGAAGCGAUGUUCUAGGUGUCUGAAUGUCUACUACUGCUGCAGAGAAUGUCAGAAGAAUGACUGGCCAAAGCACAAGAGAUUCUGCCCACAACUUCGCCUGGCAGCUCUUGACAGAGUUGUGGAGUGGCUUGUUUUCAAAGACCUUCCGUUCCCCACUGAGAAGUGGUCCCGACCUCAGUCAGAAGUGAAGAACUGGGAGGACUGGCUAGCCAUGCAGGGGGACCUCACAGAUCGUCUCCAACCCAUCCUGGAUGCAGACAACACAAAGAACCUGUGGACUGAUGCUGGCAGACCACGGCCUGAAGAUAAGGACCUGAAGGAGUCUCUCUGGAGGGUUUGUAGCGAGUUCUUCUCAAGGCCGCUCACAAUCGCCUGCGGGUUGAGGCUGUUUGGCCUGAACCCCUCCAAGAAGCCCCUCACCAUCCACCUGGUGGGAGCAGGACACAGUGAGACCCUUGGAGCCAGACUGGCAGACUACGAUGAGCUGAACAACAUGUUCCCUGGACAUCAGGGCAUAGAGAUAGUGAUGGUGGGACCAGAGAUCGUGGACGGGCCAAUCUGCAGACCCCCUCUGAGAGCAUUUGGUCCCAAACAGAGGGUCUACAUGAGCUCCUACAGAGGGCUGUAUCACCAGUUCUGGGAGGAGCUGGUUGAGAAAGAGGAAGCUGCAAAACCAGACCUGGUGGUCGGAUUUCAUCCCGGUUUUGAUGCCAGUCAAGGGCUGGAGGAGGGCUGGCUUCCCACUCUUCUGCUGCUGAGAGAUUAUGAGAUUCCUUCCAUGUUUACCGCGCUCAGCGAGACAGAGAUGACCUACUCCCUGCAGAUUCUGCUGGAGUUGGAGAUGGACAUGAAGGGAAGUGGAAUCAACCCUUUUGCAUCUUUGAAACCAGAAGUGGGUCUACUAGAGACUGUUGAGUUUGAGGAGCCAGAUGAAUCCUGA